Molecule: messenger RNA, 6024 nt
Organism: Protobothrops mucrosquamatus (brown spotted pit viper)
Lineage: Eukaryota; Metazoa; Chordata; Lepidosauria; Squamata; Viperidae
Gene: NEK10
Product: NIMA related kinase 10
Exons: 38
Coding region: 404-3868 (1154 amino acids)
Biological process (GO): protein phosphorylation
Molecular function (GO): ATP binding; protein serine/threonine kinase activity
Source: RefSeq, a predicted model, not a curated record
GAUUUAGCGUCGGCGCGUGUGAGACAAAUGUGCAUAUACAUGGGCAGAGUGUGUGACUUUUACUGAAAACCAGGAACAGCUCUGAGGCAACUUUAAACAAGAGCUGACUUACUGACCUAUAAUAAGCUUCUGUAGAGCCCAUUGGCCAAGUAAACAGGGCACGCGGCCUCCUCCGUGGUUAUAGAUGGGCUCGGGUUAGAAAGGUAAACCGUAUGAUUGUUGACUUUUUUCUCCAGAAAUCAAUGACAGAAGAUUUUACAUUCAGAACUACAAGAUCUGCUCAACUAGUUCUGUGCGCUCCACAUCCAAAUUCCUCGUGGGCUUGUUGCAACCCAUGCCAUGCUACAUUAGAAACCACUGCCCAAAAUGGAGAGAAUUAAUUCUGCUGCCUUGAGGGUAUAAAAUGCCAGAUCAACUCAAGAAGGUGAAGACCAAAGAAAAGGCAGUAGAUACUAAAUCUCAAAGGGAUUAUUCUGAUCUUAAAAGGCUUCUAGCCUUUCUAAAUGUCCAGUCUAGCAAGCAACAGUUGCCAGCCCUUAACUUUGAAAGUAUUAAUAAUAGUAUGACCAAGUCUGAACGAUAUUCUAGCAAUUCUUGCAAAGAGAAAUAUAGAGGUCAGUGGGAAGAAUCUUCUGAAGCUGUUGAACUGGAACACUUCAGUAUGAAUUACAAGAAUGAAAGAAAUUUUAGUCAACAUCCGCAACACAAGUUAUUUCAAGAUAUCUUCACAGCUUUGGUUAAAAACCGGCUUAUUUGCAGAGAAUGGGCUAACCGAGCUUCAUCCGUCCAUUUUCUAAGAAUUUUAAUUUGUAUAAGAUUAUUAAUGAGAGAUCCAUGCUAUCAGGAAAUUCUUCACAAUCUAGGUGGAAUUGACAGUUUAGCACAGUAUAUGGAAACAGUAACAAAUGAUUAUCUUGGUUAUGGAGAGGAGCAACAUAAUAUAGACAAAUUAGUCAACAUGAUAUAUAUUAUUCAGAAACUUUCAGCUGUUAAAGAUCAAAGAGAAUGGGUUACAGCCAGUGGAGCACAUAAGACUUUGAUUAAUUUACUAGGAACUAGAGAAAAUAAUGUGCUUGUAGGUUCAUUGCUUGCUCUCACUAGCUUGGCAGAAAGCCCUGAAUGUCGUGAGAAAAUAAGUGAGCUGAACGUUGUCGAAAAUUUAUUGAUGAUAUUGCACGAAUAUGAUUUACUUUCUAAAAGAUUAACAGCAGAAUUACUCCGCCUCCUUUGUGUGGAACCACAAGUCAAGGAACAAAUCAAGUUGUAUGAGGGGGUCCCUAUUCUGCUUAGUCUGCUCCAUUCUGAUCAUCUAAAACUACUUUGGAGUGUAGUUUGGAUUCUUGUACAGAUUUGUGAAGAUCCUGAUACCAGUGUUGAAAUUCGAAUUUGGGGUGGAAUCAAACAGCUCCUUCAUAUUUUGCAAGGGGAACGAAGUCUGUUUUUAGAUCGUUCUUCCAUUGGGAGUUUAUCUAGUGCAAACGUAGCUGGGAGAAUCCAGCAGCUUCAUUUAUCACAAGAAUUAAGCCCUCAUGAAAUACAAGAAAAUACAUUUUCUCUUCAAGCAGCCUGUUGUGCUGCAGUUACUGAAUUGGUCCUUAAUGACACCAGUGCCCAUCAAGUAGUACAGGAGAAUGGGGUAUAUACAAUAGCAAAGCUGCUUUUACCUAAUAAACAAAGGAAUGUAGCAAAGGCUAAUUUAUUACAGUGUUACGCAUUCAGAGCCCUGAGAUUUCUUUUCAGCAUGGAAAGGAAUCGACAUCUUUUUAAAAGGCUCUUUCCUACAGACUUGUUUGAAAGCUUCAUAGAUGUUGGGCAUUAUAUUCGUGAGAUCAGUGCAUAUGAAGAGCUAGUAUUGAAAUUAAAUGCAUUACUGGAGGAUGAAGUUAAGCAAAUUGCUGAAAAUAUUGAAAAUAUUAAUCAGAAUAAAGCACCUAUGAAAUACAUAGGCAAUUAUGCAGUUUUGGAUCAUCUUGGCAGUGGAGCAUUUGGAAGUGUUUAUAAGGUUAGAAAACAUAGUGGCCAAAACUUUCUAGCAAUGAAAGAGAUUAAUUUACAUAAUCCAGCAUUUGGAAAAGAUAAAAAAGAUCGAGAGAGCAGUGUGAAGAACAUUGUGUCUGAAUUAACCAUAAUUAAAGAACAGCUUUAUCACCCCAAUGUUGUACGAUACCACAGAACCUUUUUAGAAAAUGAUAGAUUGUAUAUAGUCAUGGAGCUCAUAGAAGGAGCACCCCUUGGAGAACAUUUUCAUUCUUUGAAGGAAAAACAACAACAAUUUACAGAAGAGAGAAUAUGGAAUAUAUUCAUUCAACUGUGUUUAGCUCUUCGGUAUUUGCACAAAGAGAAGAGGAUUGUCCAUAGAGACCUCACUCCAAACAAUAUCAUGCUGGGAGAUAAAGAUAAAGUAACAGUCACUGACUUUGGUCUUGCAAAGCAAAAACAGGAGAACAGCAAACUCACUUCAGUUGUUGGAACUAUUCUGUACUCUUGCCCUGAAGUUGUAAAGAGUGAACCAUAUGGUGAGAAGGCUGAUGUCUGGGCUGCAGGAUGUGUUUUAUAUCAGAUGGCAACACUCAAUCCUCCAUUUUAUAGUACCAACAUGCUCUCCUUAGCAACUAAAAUAGUAGAAGCUGUUUAUGAGCCAGUGCCAGGAGGUAUGUAUACUACAAAGAUAUCAGCUGUCAUAAAAAGAUGUUUGACUCCUGAUGCAGAGACCCGUCCUGAUAUAGUAGAGGUCAGUUCAAUGAUUUCAGAUGUUGUGAUGAAGUAUUUAGAUGGAUUAUCAAAUUCCCAGCUUGUCUUGGAAAAAAAAUUGGAACGUGAAAGAAGGCGUACUCAGAGAUAUUUCAUGGAGGCCAAUAGGAAUGCAAUAAAAUGUCACCAUCAACUUGCUGUCUUAUCUCAGGAACGUUAUGAAAAGUCAAGUCUCAGUAGCAGUAGUAGUGGAACAGCUAGUUUAAAAAGUGAAUUUUCUGAAAAUACUGAUAUUCUAUCUGAAAACUUCCAUCAGUUUUCUGGAAAAGAUGAAGAGAAAGAUGAAACCCUGUCAGAUGAUAACUGUGUUUUAGAAAACACAGAAAAAGAUGUCUUCUCGGAAUUAGAUGAUGAAUUGGAUAUUUCAGAUCAAUCUAGCAGUUCUAGUUCAAGUCCCCUUAAAGAGUCAGCGUUUGGUAUAAAACGCAGCUUAAGUGCUUAUGAAAGACAGCCUCAGGCAAGAGAUUACACUGGAAUUCCAGGAUUCAGACCAAGACCUGCUUUGCUGCCCCUUGAUCUGCUUCUGAAAGCGCCUUCGUUCAUGUUCAGGGCUCACGUUAAGAAAAUAGAGGAUUCGUUAGUGACAGGGUGGAAAUCUCAUAGCCUUCCUGCUGUGAUUCUGCGCAAUCUGAAAGAUCAUGCAUCAGCUGGGAUUGCUGUGUCGCAACGGAAGGUACGUCAGAUCAGUGAUCCUAUUCAACAGAUUCUAGUUCAGCUGCACAAAAUUAUUUACAUCACUCAGCUGCCACCAACUCUGCAUUGCAAUUUGAAAAGAAGAAUUGUCGAGAGAUUCAAGAAAUCUUUAUUCAGUCAGCAGAGUAAUCCAUGUAAUUUGAAAUCUGAGAUUAAAAAGAUACUUCAAGGUUCCCCAGAGUUGAUUGAGCCUAAUUUUUUGACGUCAGAUUGUCAUUUGUUGCUUCACUCUUCAAGUGGCAGUACUUUAGUCCUAGAUGACAGACCUGGUCUUCUGGGAACUUUUGAGGAUGAAGGAAUGACAUAUGAACAAAUGCAGACUGUAAUUGAAGAGGUUCUGGAGGAAUGUGGAUAUUACAAUUUUACCUCAAGCAGGUAUCAAUACUAUCCAUGGGGAGCAAGAAAUCAUCCAGCCAGAAGAUGAGCACCUAGAAUUCUGAUUACAUUGGCAGAUUUUGUAAUAAGGUCUAAAUGUCUUGACUUUAGCUGUUAUUUUCUGACUGCUAAAGGAAAACACUGCAUAAAACACGACAAAAAGAAACACACAGGAAAGAGAAAUCAUUCAAAUCUUCUGCAUAGCUUACAGAGAAUCAACCAAGUAGAAGAACUGUAGUACAUAUCUCUGGCAGUAGGUAUAAGCAAUAUAGUUUUGGUGUCAAGAUAUGAUUUGUACAAAAUGUAAACAUUCUUCCAAGUACUUCCAUUAAGGUGACAAUGCACUGCUCUUUAGCCCGUUCUUGAUUUUUGGAAUGGCUUCUUGAAUACUCAGGUUUAUUAGAAAUCUUAGUUUUUACAGAUUUCCUAAUAUUAGAGAGUCAGGUUUAUUAGAAACCUUAGUUUUUACAGAUUUCCUAAUAUUAGAGACUCUAUUUUUUUAUAAUAGAAUAUAUUUUGGGCAUACAGCAAUUCAGAAUGUGUAAGCAAAGAGGACAAAGUAUAGCUAAGAAUAAAAAAUAGGUUGGGAAUCAGAAAAGAGCAUUCAAAAUAUUGCUUUAAUUACUUGAGUUAGUUGGGAUUUAUGCUGUGAAUAUGAUAUAUUAGACAGUAUUUACAAUUUUCACAACGUCUAACAUUUGUUAAAUCCAAAGAUUAGAGCAUGGAACAUGCUUAGGUUCUAUAAAUAGGUAAAUAUCAAUGUCAUCUAGAUAUAGAUGUAAAGCUACACAAAAACAUGUACAGAUAUAUUUAUAUUAAAUAAAUAAUCUAAUUAAUUGUUAUUGCUAAUUAGAUAUGUAGUAGACAUUGCACUUUUGAAAAAUUGAAAGUCUUUCUGAAAAAUGCUUGUAAUACAUCAUUGUUAUCUGGACAUUUCUUUUCUUUUAGCAUUUUUUCAGUUUUACUAAAUCUUUUCAGUUUAGUAAAUAUUGAGUAAACAUAUGGUUAUCUACAGUGAUGAUGUAAAUUUUAUAGAUUGGAUGUAAUAUUUCAAAAUUCCAUUGACUUUUUAAAGUGACAGCAUGUUUUAAUAUAGGCUUCAAUCUUUGGCCAUGUAAGGUGAAGGGCAACAUCGAAUAUUGUGUUAGGGGAUUGAGAGAGAAAAGGAAAUCCAUUCUAUUAACUGUAUCUGUUGGUAGUCACACUGUUGAUUUACAUAUAAUAUAAUGUAUAUGUAUGUUAACAAUAUUUUCAAAGUUACACACUUACAGUAAUUUAAAUUACUAGGAGGCAUAUUACUUAAUGUAGCAUACCAUAUUUAGUUGAGGGAGACAUGGAGGGAGAUCUAGGAAAAAAGUAUGUUCAGAUUUGCCUAUCUAACAUAUUUAGUCUGCUACAAAUGAUAUCAUGGAUUUGAGAUAAACCAAAAAGAACAUUUGAAAUCAAAAUAAGAAAACUGAAACAAAAUGCCACAUAGCAAAAAUAUUAUCUAGCAUUGCCAUUUGUCACUUUCAGAAGUCAGUAAAAUUUCAGCAGUGUUUUCUGCAUUUAGGUGAUAAAGUUGGUGAGGAAGACACAUAUACUGAAAUUUUAGUAGGACUGCAUGACUCAGAGAUUGGCCAGGUUCCUAAAUGUAUGUACAGUGUGUUUUAGGAGCUAUGGACCUCCUCUGCAUUUUGCUUGUUCACCACAAUAAAAUCAAUAGAACCAAGCAGCUGCAUGGUUCAUGGUGGCAAAUAAUUUACACAACAAUUUUGUUCAAGAAAUUUCAUGUGGAAACUGUAUUACUUCUGAUGGAUAUCGAUAGACAACAAAAUUUCAUAGAAAUAAUAGUAACUAGUACAGUUGGACUAAACUAAACCCUCAGCAAAUGAAAUGGAGCAUUUCUAUCCUUUGCAUAUUGUUUUGCUACUCUUGGAUUCUUUCUUUUUAUUGUAUUGUUCUGCUAUUGGUUUUUUUAAUUGUUUGAUUUACCUCCCCCCUUUUAUAAUUUAUCAGCCUUCUCAAAUGCUGCUUUUGCAAUAGUGAGACAACUCUGUCAAUAAAUAAAUCCAGUGAUGUUUGAAAGAAUAGUCUAGUCUGGAGCCUUUGGCAGAACAUCCAUCUCUACAACUGAUCCCAGCAGUCAGAAGAGGACUCUACAUAACACAUAUGCAGAUGUUGCUUUCAAAAAGUAUGAUUCCCAUACUUCUUGUCUUCCCUCAC